GCAUUGUCAGGCGGCCGAACAGCACAGGGGCCGGGUGGAGGAGGGUGGGAGGAGCGGGAGCUCUGCGCCGCCGCCUGCCGGGAAUCGGAGCGAGGGGCCGGCGUCUGCGCCGCGGCGGAGGCCGAGGCCGCUUUCCCCAGGCCGGCCCGAGGCCCGUAACGUCACUGGGCGGCGAGGCCUUUCCCCGCCGCCGCUGCCGGGGCCACUAUGUCUGAAGCGGCGGAGGAGCAGCAGCUGAUGGAAACGGCCGCUACUGAGAACGGCCAUGAAGCCGCCCCCGAUGGGGAGCCUCCGAGUGAGGCCGCGAGCGGAACCGGAACCGGGACCGGGACUGGGAUUGGGACUGGGACCGGGACGGGGACCGCGACCGCGACCGGGAGCGGGAGUGGGUCCGGGGCGGCGGCCCCGGUGGCGGCGCCUCCUGCGGCCCCAGCUGGGAGCCAGAACGGGGCCGAAGGAGACCAGAUAAACGCCAGCAAGAACGAGGAGGAUGCAGGGAAAAUGUUUGUAGGUGGCCUCAGUUGGGACACAAGCAAAAAGGACUUGAAAGAUUAUUUCACCAAGUUUGGUGAGGUGGUUGAUUGCACGAUAAAGAUGGAUCCUAACACAGGAAGAUCAAGAGGUUUUGGGUUUAUCCUCUUUAAAGAAUCUGCAAGUGUUGAUAAGGUUUUGGAUCAGAAAGAACACAGAUUAGAUGGACGGGUAAUUGAUCCCAAAAAAGCCAUGGCCAUGAAGAAAGAUCCUGUGAAGAAGAUCUUUGUUGGAGGACUUAAUCCAGAAGCUACAGAAGAUAAAAUCCGGGAGUACUUUGGAGACUUUGGAGAGAUUGAAUCUAUCGAACUUCCAAUGGAUCCAAAGACAAACAAAAGAAGAGGAUUUGUAUUCAUCACCUUUAAAGAAGAAGACCCUGUUAAGAAGAUUUUAGAAAAGAAAUUUCAUAAUGUCGGUGGAAGUAAAUGUGAGAUCAAGGUGGCCCAGCCUAAAGAAGUGUACCAACAGCAGCAGUACAGCUCGGGGGGCAGCCGAGGAGGCCGGAGCCGAGGGAGUAGAGGAUCUGGAGGUGGCGGCGGAGGCAGUGGAAGUGGUGGCAGUGGAGGCAGUGGAGGGGGAGCUCAAAGUCAAAAUUGGAAUCAAGGUUAUGGCAACUAUUGGAAUCAGGGAUAUGGCAACCAGGGCUAUGGCUAUCAGCAAGGCUAUGGCGGUUACGGCGGCUACGACUACUCCCCUUAUGGCUAUUACGGCUAUGGACCAGGCUACGACUAUAGUCAGGGCAGUACAAAUUAUGGAAAGACUCCAAGGCGUGGUGGUGGUCAUCAGAAUAACUAUAAGCCAUAUUGAGGCAGUCCUGUGCGGUAUGCAGCGGCAUGCUCAGUGUUCAGAGGGACUGCACACGUUUUAUACGGAAAUGCUCUAGGUGGACAUUAAAAUUAUGUACCAAAUUUAACUUUGCAAACUUUC
Phascolarctos cinereus (koala) is the source of this 1458-nucleotide messenger RNA. It is a transcript of the gene HNRNPAB, whose product is annotated as heterogeneous nuclear ribonucleoprotein A/B. The record is from RefSeq and is a predicted model, not a curated record. Gene Ontology annotation, biological process: regulation of gene expression. Gene Ontology annotation, molecular function: RNA binding. Lineage: Eukaryota; Metazoa; Chordata; Mammalia; Diprotodontia; Phascolarctidae. Gene Ontology annotation, cellular component: chromatin; nucleoplasm.